Messenger RNA from Scedosporium apiospermum, 1410 nucleotides. Its product is annotated as NADH-ubiquinone oxidoreductase 49 kDa subunit, mitochondrial. The coding region runs from base 1 to 1410 and encodes 469 amino acids. Gene Ontology annotation, biological process: mitochondrial electron transport, NADH to ubiquinone. The transcript is spliced from 3 exons. NCBI's taxonomy places the organism in Eukaryota, Fungi, Ascomycota, Sordariomycetes, Microascales, Microascaceae. Gene Ontology annotation, molecular function: quinone binding; NADH dehydrogenase (ubiquinone) activity; NAD binding. The record is from RefSeq and is a predicted model, not a curated record.
AUGUCCUUCUCGGCAGCGUCUCGGCUCGUAGGCCACAGUGCCAAGCGCCUCUGCCUCCGACCAGCUCGAUCUCUCAUCUCGCGGCCCAUCUCGACGACAGCUCUCCGGAGAUACGCGGAGCCUCACGACCUCGGAAUCAAGUUCGUGCCCACCGACGAGAACUUUUCCAACGCCAAUGACCCCCAUGGCCUCAAUGGCAACGGCUCUGCCACAAAGUCGCGCGACGAGGAUAUCGAGUCCCGAAAAAUCCGACACUACACCGUCAACUUCGGACCUCAACAUCCUGCUGCCCACGGUGUGUUGCGGUUGAUUCUCGAGUUGAGCGGAGAAGAGAUUAUUCGCGCCGAUCCCCACGUUGGUCUGCUUCACCGAGGUACCGAGAAGUUGAUCGAGUACAAGUCGUAUCUCCAGGCCCUCCCUUACUUCGACCGUCUCGACUACGUCUCCAUGAUGACCAAUGAGCAAUGUUUCUCCCUCGCCGUCGAAAAGCUUUUAAACGUCGAUAUCCCGAUCCGGGCCAAGUAUAUCAGGACUAUGUUUGGCGAAAUUACCCGCAUUCUCAACCAUCUGAUGUCUGUCCUCUCCCACGCCAUGGACGUUGGUGCUCUCACUCCCUUCUUGUGGGGUUUCGAAGAACGUGAAAAGCUGAUGGAAUUCUACGAGCGUGUCUCUGGUGCCCGUCUCCACGCUGCCUAUGUCCGUCCCGGUGGUGUCAGCCAGGACAUUCCCGAGGGUCUUCUUGACGACAUUUACCAAUGGGCUACCCAGUUCGGUGACCGCAUCGACGAGACCGAGGAGAUGCUUACUGAUAACCGUAUCUGGAAGUCCCGUCUAGAAGGUGUUGGUGUCGUCUCUGCCGCUGAGGCUCUGAACCUCUCGUUUUCUGGUGUCAUGCUCCGAGGUUCCGGUAUCCCCUGGGAUAUCCGAAAGAGCCAGCCCUACGAUGCCUACGAUCAGGUCGAGUUCGACGUUCCCGUCGGUGUCAAUGGUGACUGCUACGACCGAUACCUCUGCCGCAUGGAGGAGUUCCGCCAGUCUCUGAGGAUCAUCCACCAGUGCCUUAACCAGAUGCCCGCCGGCCCCGUCCGUGUCGAGGACUACAAGAUCUCCCCUCCUCCCCGAGCCGCCAUGAAGGAGAACAUGGAAGCCCUCAUCCACCACUUCCUUCUCUACACCAAGGGUUACGCCGUUCCCCCCGGCGAGACGUACUCCGUCAUCGAGGCUCCCAAGGGUGAGAUGGGUGUGUACGUCGUCAGCGACGGUACCGAGAGGCCUUACCGAUGCCACAUCAGGGCGCCUGGUUUCGCCCAUCUUGGUGGAUUCGAUCACGUAUCAAAGGGGCACUUGUUGGCUGAUGCUGUCGCCGUUAUCGGAACAAUGGAUUUGGUGUUCGGUGAGGUCGAUCGGUAG